Molecule: messenger RNA, 1281 nt
Organism: Ooceraea biroi (clonal raider ant)
Lineage: Eukaryota; Metazoa; Arthropoda; Insecta; Hymenoptera; Formicidae
Product: pancreatic triacylglycerol lipase
Biological process (GO): lipid catabolic process
Molecular function (GO): lipase activity; serine hydrolase activity
Source: RefSeq, a predicted model, not a curated record
AAAAAGUAUUAUAACGCCGCUAAAAUGUUAUUAAAUCUAUUGUCGAAAGAAAUCAUCAUGCUCGUUGUACUGUGUUAUCCUGCGCAUUCGAAACAAUGGGAAAGCGGUUUGCGCCAGAGAUAUGACGGCUAUGGAGAAGAUUGGAUAUUCAUGCCUGAUGGUAACGGACAGCCUCAAGUAGCGGUGUUAAAGCUCCAAGACAGUGAAAUAAGAAGCGUGUUAGAAGGCUCGGAAAUAGCUUACAUAAUCUAUACUCGAUCUGGUCCAAAAGAAGGCACGCGAGUGACCCUAAAUGAUACCGCGAGUCUUGAUAGUUCUGAUUUUAGACCCACACGGAAAACAAAAUUUAUAACGCACGGAUGGAAAUCGAGUGCCUCGGCUUCCGAUUUAUUGAAUAUGAAAGAAGCUUUCUUAACUCACGGCGAUUAUAACGUUAUUCUCAUGGAUUGGGAGCCUUUGGCCGCAAGCACGUUUUAUUUGGGACCGAUGCGUAAUACCGUUCGAGUCGGAAAUGAUGCCGGCAAUUUUAUCGAUUUUUUGGUGAAAGAGACUGAUUUGAAAACAGAGAACGUUCAUUUUAUCGGUCAUUCUCUUGGAGCACACGUGGCUGGGAACGCGGGUAGUGCGACUACUUCUGGUAAGUUGAGCCGAGUUACUGGUUUGGACCCAGCGCUGCCGGGAUUUCAUAUGCUUUCCUCCGAGAAAACUCGACUGGAUCCCAGUGACGCGGCAUUCGUCGAUGUCAUACACUCCUGUGGAGGUGUGUUGGGCUUUCUUCAACCGCUGGGAAAAGUUGACUUCUAUCCAAACGCCGGUACGGCAGUUCAACCCGGAUGUUGCUGCGCUCCCGAAAUAAUGGAGGCCUGCAGUCAUGGACGGUCGUACAAAUACUUCACGGAGAGCAUCAAUUCGAAGACCGGGCUGCUGGCCGCAAAGUGUGAUAAUUGGGACUCGUACAUGGCGGGCAAAUGUGCCAAAUCGCAAGUAGUGCUCAUGGGAGAGCACGUCGAUCAGACCGCUGAGGGCCUGUUCUUCCUCAGAACGAGAUCGGACCCACCUUACGCAUACAUACCGAAAGUAACCGAUAACAAUGUGUGAAAUAAAAAUGAUAAUACGAAUACAAUACAGAGUUUUUCAGGACGUGUUUUAAAAGUAAACGUUAUCUUGCAACUCGUUUUGCUGAUGACAGGAAAAAUCACAAAUAUAAAAUAUUUGUCUUUAAUAAAUAGUAAUUGCUCUUUACACGUGACUGAGAGGGGUAUAAUAAACAUAGCAACAAAC